GCUGCGGACGCGAAUGCCUGAGGGCGGGAAACGGCUGAGGAGAAGCGCGGGGCGGGCAGCUCCGGUACCGGCGGGACGCUCCGCGGAGGCGGCCCCCUCGGCGGGACACUCGGGGGGUAUCAGCCCCCUGUGGGCAUCUGUAGGCCAUUCCGUUAAGGCAGCCGCCAUCGGUGCCCUUGGCGGGAGCUCGUCACGGAGCCCCUCCCGCCAGCGCCGUGCCGGUGUCGGCCAUCGCCGUGUGGUGGGUGACUGCCGGCAGCGGUCCCGUAACUCAGCUCUUCGUCGGUUUUCUUUUCAAAUGGUCCCGGUUCGGGGCAGCGAGUUAAGGGAGCGGGGUUAGCAGGGCUUGUAGUGUUCGGAGAGGGAUUGGGUGCGUAGGAGAGGGGUACCUGAAGGAAAUGGCUCAGCCCGAGAGUCUCUGUGGAUCUUGCGGGCUGGGUUUCACUGCGGUGAUCAGCAAUAUUGGGAGAGACGAGCAUUGAAUUAUUUUUUGGGGGUAGGGUCCACGAUGCUUCUGCCCCACCACGGACUGCUGUUUGGUUUGUCAUCCAGUGUUACUUUUUUAAAAUGGAGUUCGGGCUCUUUUCUUCAGAUAGUGAAGUGGGAAGGGAAGAUAAAACAUAUUAGCGGAAGAGAAGGUGGAUUUGUGAAGUGUUGGUUAAAAGAAAGAGUAUUUCAUGUGUUGCCAUGUCUGAAGAGACUUUAUUGGAAGAGGACAUUUGGGGGUACAAAUCCAUUAGGAAGCAAAAGCAUCAGAGUUACUCAGAGAGCAACUCUGCAGCUGGGCAGAAAGUAAGAGAUGGCAAGUGCAGGCCGAAGAGAAAGAGAAGUAGAAAUAGGAAAAAAACUGCAGAAAAAACUGAUACCCUUCAGCAAACCCAGCAGAGAUCCAGGCCGAAUCAGGAUGCAGAUCAAUGUGAAGAUGACAGCAAUGGGAACUCCCAGGAAAGUGUGAGCAGCCUGACAGAACAGAGCUCACAAAAUGCAAAGCCACCUCAUGAUGGAUACUGUCCGAGCUGUCAGAUGCCUUUCUCUUUGCUGCUGGUCCAGACACCUCGAUGGCACGUAGCUGAAUGUUUGGAUGCUUUGGGAUCCAUUGAAAAAGAGUGCCCUGAUGGUUUGCAGUGCACUUCUACCAUUCCAUCCCACUACAAGCGUUUUAGCCAUUUUCUGCUUGCAGCAAGCAGAGCAGGAGAUUAUCGUGUAAACCCUUCAACAAACACUUUGGAGAGUGAGAUGACAUAUUCUGCUGCAAAGCCCAGCUGCUCCCCAAGUCAUGCAGAGGAAGUUUCACAGAAUGAGAAACCAUCUUAUAGUAUAAAAAAUUCCCCAAACGAUGACUGUACGUUGGUGGUACAGAGCUCACCACAAAUAAAGUCUCUAAAUGCAAUCAGUGAAAGUACUUCCUCUUUUGCAGAUGGCCAAAAGCCUCAACAGACAUUUCAGUUUACACAGACCACAGAUGAUAGUUGUAAAUUUGAAUUUUAUGACUUUGCAUCCUCUCAAGAAAGUGGAACAGGAGAAGAUCUGUGUAGUCAGAGAGAUACAAGUCAGCCAAGUUUACUGCAGUCAAAAGCUGACUUCAGUGACUGUGAAAUUUCUUAUUCUCCACUGAGUACUUUUGAGGAAAGUGAAGAGGAGACUGAAGAAAAUGAGAAGAAAGUAAAAACUCCACAAAGUAAAUUAUUCAAGGUCCAGAACUCUGAAGAUGAAGAAUCUAACUCCAUCAUGCUUAAAAGAUUCAAUGGACGUUUCUUACAGCAGAAUCCUCAUCAUGAGCAUACCAAAAAGGAAAAUUUCAUAACUAAAAAAGAGAACUGUGAGGAAGUAAAUAGGUUGAACCAUCUAGAUCAUCAUGUAACAACUGUUUCUCAGAGUCACAUGAACAGCAAGUUCUGUAGUUCACCAUGUGUAGGUAAUCAGCAUCAGGAAGAGGUGCUUCCCAGUGGAUCCUCUUUCCCUUUUAAUUGCAAAGAGGUUAAACAGUCACAAUUGGUUUCCUCUGCUGCUAAGGUCAGAGGUACAGAGACAGAGGAUGCUGGUGCUUUGGAUUCUACAUAUGUGAGUUUUACUGAGACAUCUUUGCUUCCAGUUGGAGUAGUUACUGGAUCUCUUCUGACACAGAAAAGUAAUUUUUUGAGAGACCCAAGUAACAUUUCAACUAAUGCAGAUAAAAUGACUGCCAAAGCAAUUGAUAGAAGAGCUUGCCAGGAGAGUCUGCAGUCAGUAGUGGAGGAAGAAGGAAAUCUUAAUACAACUGCUGUGUGCUUUCCCAGCCCUAUCUCUAAAGCAGUGUCAUCUCCUUCUUCAGCAGGUAUGAAUGCCAAAUCCAGUUCUGCCAAAGUACUCAAACAAAUGGACAUUGGUGUUUUCUUUGGUUUAAAACCCAAAGUAAAAGAGGAAAGCAAAGGAGAGACAUGUUUGAGUGAGGGAAAACAGAUAGCAGGUUCAGUAACUCCCAAUGGAAAGAGGCCCAGACAGCAAAAAAGGAAGGCUGAAGAGUCUGUGGAAGAUGUAGAAGCAGUUACAGAAAAUCCAAGUAAAAAUGGACUCAUUGGAGAUGUAAGUGCUGGUGGCCAGCGAAGGUGGAGAAAAAAAUUUAAAGAAUUAUCUACUGCAGGUGAAGGAACAAGAAAUAAACACUGUCCUUUGUACAAGAAAAUACCAGGGACUGGUUUUACAGUUGAUGCCUUCCAGUAUGGAGAAAUUGAAGGCUGCACAGCUUAUUUUCUUACUCAUUUUCACUCUGACCACUAUUGUGGGCUAACAAAAAACUUCAUGUUUCCAAUCUACUGUAAUAAGAUAACUGGCAACCUGGUGAAGAGCAAACUUCGAGUCAAAGAGGAGUACAUCCAUGUGCUGCCAAUGGACACAGAGUGUAUAGUGAAUGGGAUCAAAGUCUUGCUGCUUGAUGCUAAUCAUUGUCCAGGUGCAACAAUGAUCCUUUUCUCUCUGCCCAGUGGAACUGUUAUUCUGCACACAGGAGACUUCAGGGCAGAUCCUUCCAUGGAACGUUACCCUGCUCUGGUUGCUCAAAAAGUCCACACCCUUUACCUUGAUACAACAUACUGCAGUCCUGAAUACACGUUUCCUUCUCAACAAGAGGUUAUCCAGUUUGCUGUCAAUACUGCCUUUGAGACAGUGACUUUAAACCCACGUACUCUUGUUGUCUGUGGAACCUAUUCCAUUGGAAAAGAAAAAGUUUUUUUAGCAAUUGCUGAAGUCCUGGGCUCAAAAGCAAGUAUGUCCCGUGAUAAGUACAAAACACUGCAGUGCUUGGAGUCAGCAGCUGUUAGUUCCCUCAUCAGUGUGGACUGGGAUGGUACUUUACUUCAUGUUCUUCCCAUGAUGCAAAUUAAUUUUAAGGGCUUGCAAGAUCACUUGAAUAAGUUUUCUGAGAAUUUUGAUCAAGUUCUGGCUUUCAGACCUACUGGAUGGACCUACUCUGAUUCAUGCCUUUCUCUGGUGGAUAUCAAACCUCAGAAAAGAGGAAAGAUCACCAUAUAUGGGAUUCCUUACAGUGAGCACAGCAGUUACCUGGAAAUGAAGCGUUUUGUUCAAUGGUUGAAGCCACAGAAAAUCAUCCCCACAGUAAAUGUUGGUGACUGGAAAGCCAGGAGCUUGAUGGAGAAGCAUUUUAGAGACUGGAUGACUGAGGGCAGUAGGCAUAAAUAAAUAUAAGGAAGAAUCUGUCUUUCAAAGGAGGUAGGCUGGAGUGGGAAUUAAGUUCCUUUGAACUUUAUUUAAUUCCUUUUUCCAUGGUGCUUUCUUUAGGAAAGGACUGAGCUGCCAUUCUCCUGAGCAAGCUGAAUUUUUUAGGGGAAAAAAAAAAAAAAAGCACCUUCCUUUCUCAUGUCUCUACUACUAUUUAUUUUUUCCAUAACUUUAUAGCUUUUCUACAUGGGUCGUUUUUAUCUUACUCCUCUUUUUCCAUUCUUAAUUUUCCUCAGAUUAUGUAGACACCCAGACGUAUAAUGCUGGGGGAGGAACCUCCUCCAGGUUAAUAACUUCUGAAAAUAAGUGAUUUUAAUAAAUUAGAUGAUGUGAAGCUUAUGUCACGUGCUGUCAGUUCAGGCUUCAGAGAAGCUCCUUUGGUGAGGCAGAAGUGGCAAUUUAAAUCUUGUAAAAAAAAAA
Calypte anna (Anna's hummingbird) is the source of this 4134-nucleotide messenger RNA. RefSeq names its product DNA cross-link repair 1A (gene DCLRE1A). Gene Ontology annotation, biological process: protection from non-homologous end joining at telomere; double-strand break repair via nonhomologous end joining; interstrand cross-link repair. The record is from RefSeq and is a predicted model, not a curated record. The transcript has 9 exons. Gene Ontology annotation, molecular function: 5'-3' DNA exonuclease activity; damaged DNA binding. The coding region runs from base 688 to 3675 and encodes 995 amino acids. Lineage: Eukaryota; Metazoa; Chordata; Aves; Apodiformes; Trochilidae.